GCACUCAUUUUUAGUACAUAUCACAUAAUAUUGCACGUAGGUCUAGUGACUGAGGCAUCAAGACAUUUAGUUAAUUGCCUGAAGCCAAAGUGUAUCUGUACACAUUAUAUUAUGUGGCUUACAUCUUUGAUUUAGCUUUGAUAUCAAUUCAAUCAUGCACUCGUGAAUGAUUCCAAAGUUGAUAUUUGUAAGUAUAAUACAGUACAUUGUGAACUGCUAUUCUAUUAAAGCUUGAAGUAGGAUUUUAAGGAAAACUGUUGGCCUGCCAUAAUUAUUCACUAGACACGAGCACACAUAAAAAACCAGUCCAUCUUUGAAUUGUUUUUGGAUUGUCACUCAGCUGACAGUGAUAGUUACACGUACCAUAUACUAUCUACACAACAUUAGUAACUACAAUGUGCUAAUAUUAAAAAAUCCACUUAAUGACGUGCAGAGACAUCCGAUUGGCUAGUUUGUACUUAAAAAUCAGGUGUUUUCACUUCCAAGUUCAAUCAAGUCAAGAAGAAGUCCAAGGCUCAAUUGACAAUCUCGUUCAUUUCCAACUCAAAGAGUUUUCUCAUGGCCAAAAGAACAAGUGAUGUGACAAUGGUAUGGGACGCGAUGACUGUUAAAGCUUCUAGGAUUACCAAAAAGGAGGGUGACAUCAUGAAAGCUGACCUUUGUAAUGGAAGCCAGCUUCUGCUACUAGAUAAAGGGGAUCACUAUUCAGCAAUUGUUAUCCCUGACACAGCAGGUAGAAAAGAGAGAAGAAAAGUUGUAAAGAGGAAGGAUAGAAUUCUGGACAGUAACUAUGAAGUAGAGCCAAAAAAACUGUGUUCCAGAGAAAGUGAUAUAGAGUCAAUGUUCUCAGAUGAUCAGGAAGAAAUAGAUGAAGAGAGGCGAAAAGAGGAGCAGCAACAAAGAGACAUGGAGGGGCAACGAAAAGAGGAGCAGCAUCAAAGAGACAUGGAGAGGCAACGGAAAGAGGAGCAGCAUCAAAGAGACAUAGAGAGGCAACGGAAAGAGGAGCAGCAUCAAAGAGACAUGGAGAGGCAACGGAAAGAGGAGCAGCAUCAAAGAGACAUGGAGAGGCAACGGAAAGAGGAGCAGCAUCAAAGAGACAUAGAGAGGCAACAGAAAGAGGAGCAGAAUCAAAGAGAUGAGGAGAGGCAACGGAAAGACGAGGAGCAUCAAAGAGACAUAGAGAGGCAACAGAAAGAUGAGCAGCAUCAAAGAGAUGAGGAGAGACGUGAGAAGGAGGAUGCACAUUACUUACAGCUAACCAGCACUGAAUCAUCGGACGAAGACCCAACUAAACUUCAGAUGAUUAUGAAAAGACUGGAUACAAUUGAAAGAAUUUUGAGGAGACUUGAAGCGAGAGCUUUACCAUCAGAAUGUCACGCAUUAAUGGACGAUCCACAGCACACGUAUAAUGGCGUCAAUCUCCUGACAAUUGUGGCCAAAGAUGCAACUGCAUAUGGGAGAAAGAUACUUGACUUGAUGUUUACGAAGGCCGACCAAAGAGAGUCUCUGGUUUACAAGGUACACGAACACAAGUCGCAAAAAUUGGUGCUAGACAAGACAAAAGUUGAUCUUUUACUUGAGUGUGUUAAAAUAAAGUUUCCAGAACACAACCAGCAUAAACUUCUAAAUUCUCUCAACCAAAAGUGCCGAGAUGCCAAAAAACAUACUGACUCAAUCUAAACUUAUCAAGGGCAAGAACUUUUUUCAAAAGCUAAAAUUGAUUUUUGUUUUGUUAAAUUGACAUGUGUUUUAAGAAUUUAUGGGUAAUUAAUCGGCUAAUAGGAGGCAAC
Halichondria panicea is the source of this 1793-nucleotide messenger RNA. RefSeq names its product trichohyalin-like. The transcript is spliced from 6 exons. The record is from RefSeq and is a predicted model, not a curated record. NCBI's taxonomy places the organism in Eukaryota, Metazoa, Porifera, Demospongiae, Suberitida, Halichondriidae. The coding region runs from base 559 to 1683 and encodes 374 amino acids.